UAAAGCUUGACAGACUGUCUUCCGUCCAGCCAUAAACAUGUCUGGUCGCGGCAAGGGAGGUAAAGGCCUCGGCAAAGGCGGCGCUAAGCGCCAUCGCAAGGUCCUAAGAGACAACAUCCAAGGCAUUACCAAGCCUGCUAUCCGGCGCCUGGCGCGGCGUGGCGGUGUCAAACGCAUCUCCGGGCUUAUCUACGAGGAGACCCGCGGGGUGCUCAAGGUCUUCCUGGAGAACGUGAUCCGCGACGCCGUCACCUACACCGAGCACGCCAAGCGCAAGACAGUCACUGCCAUGGACGUGGUCUACGCGCUCAAACGCCAGGGGCGCACCCUCUCUUAGUCUCUCCAGUGCAGCAGUCACGACUCCUUACUCAUGGCCCGAACCAAGCAGACAGCCCGCAAGUCCACCGGCGGCAAGGCGCCCCGCAAGCAGCUGGCCACCAAAGCCGCCCGCAAGAGCGCCCCGGCCACCGGCGGCGUGAAGAAGCCCCACCGCUACCGGCCCGGCACCGUGGCGCUGCGCGAGAUCAGGCGCUACCAGAAGUCCACCGAACUGCUGAUCCGCAAGCUGCCUUUCCAGCGGCUGGUGCGCGAGAUCGCGCAGGACUUCAAGACCGACCUGCGCUUCCAGAGCUCUGCGGUCAUGGCGCUGCAGGAGGCGUGCGAGGCCUACCUGGUGGGGCUGUUUGAGGACACCAACCUGUGCGCCAUCCAUGCCAAACGUGUCACCAUCAUGCCCAAGGACAUCCAGCUGGCCCGCCGCAUCCGCGGGGAGAGGGCAUAUCUUCUUGGGCAGCAGCACGGCCUGGAUAUUAGGCAGGACGCCGCCCUGCGCGAUGGUGACUUUGCCCAGCAGCUUGUUGAGCUCCUCGUCGUUGCGGAUGGCCAGCUGCAGGUGGCGCGGGAUGAUGCGCGUCUUCUUGUUGUCGCGGGCCGCGUUGCCCGCCAGCUCCAGGAUCUCGGCAGUCAGGUACUCCAGCACCGCCGCCAGGUACACCGGUGCGCCGGCCCCGACCCGCUCGGAAUAGUUCCCUUUACGGAGCAAGCGGUGCACUCGGCCCACGGGGAACUGGAGUCCGGCGCGGGAAGAACGAGUCUUGGCCUUGGCGCGAGCCUUACCGCCCUGCUUUCCCCGUCCAGACAUGAUGCGGCAGUAGUCACUAGCCUGAGCAAACUCUAUAUAAAAUUUUCUCGAGCUCUGCUGCAGUACCUAUUACGUUGUAGCUUAGUCAUCUCUAAUGACAUCCAGAUAAGUAAACGGAGAAAAGUAAAUUGUUUCCUUCUAACAAGUAUAAAUCACUUACCGACAGUUAAGAAAGUGCCAGUUCUCUUUGGAAGAGAGAGUGGCUCUGAGAAGAGCCUUUGGGGUGUGGAUGGGGCCGGGUCGAUCGCUCCGCACAGGAACUCACUUGGAGCUGGUGUACUUGGUGACGGCCUUGGUGCCCUCGGACACCGCGUGCUUAGCCAGCUCCCCAGGCAGCAGCAGGCGCACGGCCGUCUGGAUCUCCCUGGACGUGAUGGUCGAGCGCUUGUUGUAAUGGGCCAGGCGAGAGGCCUCACCAGCGAUGCGCUCGAAGAUGUCGUUGACAAAGGAGUUCAUGAUGCCCAUGGCCUUGGAGGAGAUGCCAGUGUCGGGGUGGACCUGCUUCAGCACCUUGUACACGUAGACCGAGUAGCUUUCCUUGCGGCUGCGCUUGCGCUUCUUGCCGUCCUUCUUCUGCGCCUUGGUCACCGCCUUCUUGGAGCCUUUCUUCGGGGCCGGAGCGGACUUAGCCGGUACCGCUUGGUCUGUCUAGUCAUGUCUGGUCGCGGAAAGGGUGGGAAAGGCCUUGGUAAAGGCGGAGCCAAACGCCACCGUAAGGUGCUCCGUGACAACAUCCAGGGAAUCACCAAGCCCGCCAUUCGGCGUCUGGCUCGGCGUGGUGGUGUCAAGCGCAUCUCUGGCCUCAUCUACGAGGAGACCCGCGGGGUGCUCAAAGUUUUCCUGGAGAACGUUAUCCGUGACGCCGUCACCUACACCGAGCACGCUAAACGCAAGACGGUCACAGCUAUGGAUGUGGUCUACGCGCUCAAGCGCCAGGGGCGCACCCUCUACGGCUUUGGCGGCUGAAUGCGCUUUUUUCCUUAACAAAAAGGCCCUUUUCAGGGCCCCCAUCAUCUCACCUAAGGAGCGGUGAUGCUGAUUGCUAGGACCUUUUACUGCCCCUUUUGGCAUGGUUCCGACUCAUAGGGACCCUAAGGGGCAGUAAAACUUCCCGGUAGUUAUUUCUAAGGAGCCGCUGGCGGAUUUGAAGAGCAGACCUCUUGGUUAGCAGCCUACCUCUUAAACACUACGCCACCAAGGCUCCAGGGUACCCACGGGAGAAAGACCUGGCGAUAUGCCAAGUAUAUUAGCACACUAGUAAGCUAAUAGAAUAUUUAGAGGCAGGUUGCCAGGUCUUUAUCCCUCGGAGCAGCUGAUGGGUUUGAACCAC
Loxodonta africana (African savanna elephant) is the source of this 2471-nucleotide messenger RNA. RefSeq lists its product as uncharacterized. The transcript is spliced from 5 exons. Gene Ontology annotation, molecular function: DNA binding; structural constituent of chromatin; protein heterodimerization activity. Gene Ontology annotation, biological process: nucleosome assembly. Lineage: Eukaryota; Metazoa; Chordata; Mammalia; Proboscidea; Elephantidae. The record is from RefSeq and is a predicted model, not a curated record. Gene Ontology annotation, cellular component: nucleosome.